Phyllostomus discolor (pale spear-nosed bat) is the source of this 1623-nucleotide messenger RNA. RefSeq names its product activator of basal transcription 1 (gene ABT1). Gene Ontology annotation, biological process: small-subunit processome assembly; endonucleolytic cleavage in ITS1 to separate SSU-rRNA from 5.8S rRNA and LSU-rRNA from tricistronic rRNA transcript (SSU-rRNA, 5.8S rRNA, LSU-rRNA); endonucleolytic cleavage to generate mature 5'-end of SSU-rRNA from (SSU-rRNA, 5.8S rRNA, LSU-rRNA). Bases 37 to 864 code for a protein of 275 amino acids. Gene Ontology annotation, cellular component: nucleolus. NCBI's taxonomy places the organism in Eukaryota, Metazoa, Chordata, Mammalia, Chiroptera, Phyllostomidae. The record is from RefSeq and is a predicted model, not a curated record. The transcript has 3 exons. Gene Ontology annotation, molecular function: RNA binding.
CGCUUUACGGCUCUAGUUCUUCACGUCUCGGCAAACAUGGAGGCUGAGGAGCCGGCGAAGGAGCCAGCGGAGCAGGAGACUCUGGAAGGCAGAGAUGCGGAACCAGAGGCGGCGGAGGAGCAGGAGGAACCCCAAGAGGCGACUGGUGCCGCUAAGAAGCGGGUGGUGCCGGGCAUUGUGUACCUGGGCCACAUCCCGCCCCGUUUUCGGCCUCUGCACGUGCGGAACCUUCUCAGCGCCUACGGAGAGGUGGGGCGCGUCUUCUUCCAGCCCGAGGAGGGGUUCGUGCGGCGCAAGAAAAAGGCAGCGGCAGCCUCGGCGGCCGGAGGGAAAAAGCGGUCCAGAUACAGCAAGGACUACACCGAGGGCUGGGUGGAGUUCCGGGACAAGCGAGUAGCCAAGCGUGUGGCCGCCAGCCUACACAACACGCCCAUGGGUUCCCGCAGGCGCAGCCCUUUCCGUUAUGACCUGUGGAACCUCAAGUACCUGCACCGUUUCACUUGGUCCCACCUCAGCGAGCAUCUCGCCUUUGAGCGCCAGGUGCGCAGGCAGCGCCUGAGAGCGGAGGUUGCCCAGGCCAAGCGUGAGACCGACUUCUAUCUUCAAAGUGUGGAGCGAGGGAAGCACUUCCUCGCCGCCGAUGGGGACUCGACCCGCCCAGAUAGCACCUGGUCCUUUGCGCAGCGUCCUACCGAGCAGGAGCUGAGGGCCCGGAAGGCAGCUCGUCCAGGGGGUCGAGAACGGGCUCGACUAGCCAAUGCUCAGGACCAGGCCCGCUCUAACAGAGGGCUCCUCGCCAGAAUCUUUGGAGCCCCACCACCCUCAGAGAGCACGGGGGGACUCUCGGCGGUCAGGGACUCCUGAGGGGCAGAGAGUUCGCUUCAUCUCCUAGCCCAGCCCAGAGUUCUGCCUACCUGAUAAUAACUACUGAGGCCGGCAUGUUGUAUCUCAGACCAGGAGUCACUGGUGAGUGUCCAGACCUAGUCUUGGGGGCCUCUCUUUCCCUCCAACUCCGUACAAGCCUGGCUGAGGCACCCAAUUCACACUCACAGUGUGAUUAGACUCCUGCAGAUGCCCGUUUUGUCUUGUUCUUGGCUGCCUGCCUCCUGCCCAUUGGGGUCCUCUAAAAACCCCACUUCCUGGGCCCAGGAAAAGCCUUAUGUCAAGCUACAGUGAAAAUGGCCAGUCCAGGAGGCCACGUACCAACUAUAGGUAUGGGCAGUGGCAGCAGCCUUGCAUUUAGAAGAUUCACAGGGAUGGGGGUUAAUGGGGUGGGACUGGCUGGGGAACCAUCUUCCAAAUGUAUUUAUAAAAAAGAAAUGUAUGUAUGUGUUUAAUACAACUUUUGGGGGGGGCGAGUUAUGGGAUAAUUUCAAUUUCCUGUGUCCCAUUUACUCACCUUCACUCUGUUCUGGUCUCGGAAUUCAGUGAACCUGGACCCCUUCCCAUCUGCCUAAUUAAUUUUUUAGCCCAUUUUAUUAGUUAUCCAGCUCAGUGUUCACCAUCCGCUCUGUGAGCAUGUGAGUGAGAGAAUGUAACAACUCAUGGUACUUGGCAUUGAGAGCCUCACAGACCACUAGAAAAAGGCGGGUAUUUCAGGAAUAAACGUGCAGAGGUGCUUCC